Parastagonospora nodorum SN15 is the source of this 1038-nucleotide messenger RNA. RefSeq lists its product as hypothetical. The record is from RefSeq and is a predicted model, not a curated record. Gene Ontology annotation, molecular function: hydrolase activity. NCBI's taxonomy places the organism in Eukaryota, Fungi, Ascomycota, Dothideomycetes, Pleosporales, Phaeosphaeriaceae. The transcript has a single exon. Bases 1 to 1038 code for a protein of 345 amino acids.
AUGGAUCAUCCGGCCGUCCAUCUUCUGAAGACCCUCAUGUCCAUCGUCAGCACCAGCGAGCUCGAGUACGAGAUUGGCAUGUUCCUGGAACAACAUCUUCUGAGCCUGGGAUACACAGUUGAGCGCAUUCCUAUCAAGCCGGGCUCUACGCGCCACAACGUCUAUGCCUACCUUGGCUCAUCUCGCCAAACAAGAGUGCUCCUUACAGCUCACAUGGACACAGUCCCACCGCAUAUACCCUUGACCAUCGAUGAAGACAUCAUUCGUGGAAGAGGAUCUUCGGACGACCUUGGACCACUAGCAGCGCAGAUACUAGCCACAGAAGAGCUGAGGAAAGAAGGAAAGUUCAGAUCAGAAGGCGACAUCGGACUGCUAUUUGUCGUGGGCGAAGAAAACGGCGGACACGGCAUGGUCGCUGCAAACGACAUGGGCGUAUCUUGGGAAUCUGGCAUCUUCGCCGAGCCAACAGAAAGCAAGCUUGCCAAAGGACACAAAGGACAGAUUGCGUUCGAGGUGAUAGCCAAGGGAAAAGCCUGCCACUCAGGCUAUCCUCAUCUCGGUAAAAGCGCAACGUCUGCCCUUCUUGCUGUUCUGAACGACUUGUCCGCAGCAUCAUGGCCGGAAUCCGAAUUGCUUGGCCCUUCGACGUUCAACAUCGGAACUCUCUCAGGCGGCGAGAAACACAACAUCGUUGCUCCGUCUGCCAAGGCACUGUGCGAAGUUCGCAUGGUGGCUGAUUUACCUGGUGUCAAAGCUAAGAUCGCGGAGAUAGUGUCGAAGCACGAAGAUAUCGACCUAAACUUUGUCUUUGAGUAUCCUGAAGCUCUCCUGGAAUGGGAUAUAGAGGGCUUUGAGGCUGCUCCAGUCGCGUUCGGGACGGACGUCCCGAGACUCAAGGCUGAAUACUGUGGAAAUAGAGUCUUGUAUGGACCGGGUUCUAUUCUGGUUGCUCAUGGGCCGGAUGAGCAUAUCAGUGCUACCGAGUUAGUUGAAAGCAUUGCGGGGUACAAGAAAUUGGUGCUUCAUUUUCUUUCGUGA